UUCCGCUGGGGGCGGCGCGGCGGCACCAUGAACUACAUGCCGGGCACGGCCAGCCUCAUCCAGGACAUCGACAAGAAGCACCUGGUCCUGCUGCGGGACGGCCGGACCCUCAUCGGGUACCUGCGCAGCAUCGACCAGUUCGCAAACUUGGUGUUGCACCAGACUGUGGAGCGCAUCCACGUGGGCAAGAAGUAUGGGGACAUCCCUCGAGGCAUCUUUGUUGUGAGAGGCGAGAACGUUGUUCUGCUGGGGGAAAUAGACCUGGAGAAGGAGAGCGACACGCCUCUGCAGCAGGUCUCCAUCGAGGAGAUCCUGGAGGAGCAGCGGGUGGAGCAGCAGGCCAAGCAGGAGUCGGAGAAGCUGAAAGUGCAGGCGCUGAAGGAGCGGGGCCUCUCUGUCCCACGGGCGGACACCCUGGACGAGUACUAGAUGUGCUGCCCCUUGGACCUUUCCUCCACGGCAGAGCGAGGGGUGCUCCGUGAUCUGCCCGCACGGGGGCAGAUCUCUUUGGAAAGGCGGUUUUUAUUUUCAGAUUGUGUUUUCUGUGGUGCAGAUAACAAAAAAAAAAAUCAUGCCUUUAGUUUCUCCUUGCGGAGAAGGAGGAGAGAAGGUGUUCGGCUGCCCUUCGAGGUGGCCAGGCGUGCUGGGGAGCGCGAGUGUUUGUGUUCAGGAGGCAAAUCACUUGGUCCUUUGGGUUUGUUUGCUUUUUCCUCCUCACGUGACUCUGGGUGAGAGUUUUCCUUGACAUGUAA
Molecule: messenger RNA, 752 nt
Organism: Gavia stellata (red-throated loon)
Lineage: Eukaryota; Metazoa; Chordata; Aves; Gaviiformes; Gaviidae
Gene: LSM1
Product: LSM1 homolog, mRNA degradation associated
Exons: 4
Coding region: 28-429 (133 amino acids)
Biological process (GO): deadenylation-dependent decapping of nuclear-transcribed mRNA
Cellular component (GO): P-body; Lsm1-7-Pat1 complex
Molecular function (GO): RNA cap binding
Source: RefSeq, a predicted model, not a curated record